Molecule: messenger RNA, 1235 nt
Organism: Syngnathus acus (greater pipefish)
Lineage: Eukaryota; Metazoa; Chordata; Actinopteri; Syngnathiformes; Syngnathidae
Gene: miox
Product: myo-inositol oxygenase
Exons: 10
Coding region: 70-1074 (334 amino acids)
Biological process (GO): inositol catabolic process
Cellular component (GO): cytoplasm
Molecular function (GO): inositol oxygenase activity; iron ion binding
Source: RefSeq, a predicted model, not a curated record
AUUUGGUUAAACUGUGACCGGACACGACAUAUAAAUCGGUGACACAACGACAACUUGUCAUUGACAAGCAUGAGUGUCAUCAACUUGGGUCCAGACCCGUAUCUGGCUUUUCAGCCAAAUCUGAAACCCCAAACCAAAAAAGAAGACUACAGAAACUUUGCGACGGGGAGUGUUGCCGAUCAUGUGUACAACACAUACAAGCUGAUGCACACCAACCAGAACGUGGACUUUGUCAAGCGAAAGCACUUAGAAUGGAGCGGCUGCAGCCACGCCGAAAUGUCCAUGAUGGACGCAGUCAUGUCUCUGGAUCAGCUAGUGGACGAGUCUGAUCCAGAUGUGGACUUCCCAAACUCCUUUCACGCCUUCCAGACGGCCGAGGGAAUUCGCAGGGAACACCCAGACAAAGACUGGUUCCAGCUUGUAGGUCUGAUUCACGACGUUGGGAAGGUCUUGGCGCUGUGGGGGGAACCUCAGGUAAGAUUUUUUUUUUUUUUUUAUUCUUACCUAAUGUGUGUACUAGGCUAUGAAUACAUUAUGUACAAUUUAUUAACGAUGCAAAUAUUUUCAAAACUGACCUGGGAGAUACUUUACAUGCAUGGAAAAAGUCUUCAUCCUUGUCCACAGUGGGCGGUGGUGGGUGACACGUUCCCCGUGGGCUGCGCCUUCCAAAACUCCAUCGUGUUCCGCGACAGCUCCUUCCAAGAGAACCCGGACGACACAAAUCCCAGCUACAACUCUAAAUAUGGAAUCUACAAACCAAAUUGCGGGCUUGAUAAUGUCCUCUUGUCCUGGGGUCAUGAUGAGUACCUUUACCGCGUUCUGCAGUUCAACAAGUGCAGCAUCCCCGAGGAGGGUCUCAACAUGAUCCGCUACCAUUCCUUCUACCCAUGGCACUCCCAAGGCGACUACAUGCACCUGUGUGACGACAAAGACCUGCAAAUGCUGCCUUGGGUGAAAAAGUUUAACAACUUUGAUCUCUACACGAAAGUGGCCGAGCUGCCCGACAUGGAGAAGCUGCGUCCGUACUACCAAUCGCUGAUCGACAAGUACUGUCCCGGGAUACUGAAGUGGUGAAACGGCAGCCACUAAACAACAAUUUUUUUUUUUUUUUAAUCCAUGCUCAUUUCUACUAUUUAGUAGCUGUAUUUUUUUUUUUGUGUGGACAGUAUGAACGAGUUAUUGGAUAAAAACAGCUUUCAGGACAAUCAUUUAUUUUCUUUCAAUGUUUUUUUUGU